AUGCGUUUAGUCAGCCGUCUGAUGUCAAUUGGCUGGAUUGAGAUUGUUGGAUGUGCGGAUCGUUCCUGUUAUGACCUCUCCUGUCAUGCGCGAGCCACCAAAGUUCCACUUGUAGCUGAGAAACGUCUGAAAGAGCCGAAAACAGUCAGCGUUGUUCAGUUUGAACCCAAUAAGGGAACCAUUGGUAAAGCGUAUAAAAAGGAUGCAAAGCUGGUGAUGGAGUAUCUUGCCAUUUGUGAUGAGUGUUACGUUACAGAAAUGGAGACACUACUAAGUGAGAAAGGAGAAUUCACUAUUGAAACUGAAGGGAAAACAUUUCAGUUAACAAAAGACAUGGUCAAUGUGAAGAGAUUCCAGAAAACACUACAUGUGGAAGAAGUUGUUCCAAGUGUAAUUGAGCCCUCCUUUGGCCUGGGCAGGAUCAUGUAUACGGUAUUUGAACAUACAUUCCACGUACGAGAGGGAGAUGAACAGAGAACAUUCUUCAGCUUCCCUGCUGUAGUCGCUCCAUUCAAAUGUUCUGUCCUCCCACUGAGCCAAAACCAGGAGUUCGUGCCAUUUGUCAAGGAAUUAUCGGAAGCCCUGACCAGGAACGGCGUGUCUCACAAAGUAGAUGAUUCCUGCGGGUCAAUUGGAAGACGCUAUGCCAGGACUGAUGAGAUUGGGGUGGCUUUUGGCAUCACCAUUGACUUUGACACAGUGAACAAGACCCCACACACUGCCACUCUGAGGGACCGAGACUCGAUGCAGCAGAUAAGAGCAGAGGUCUCUGAACUGCCCAGUCUAGUCCGUGACUUGGCCAAUGGCAGCAUCACAUGGGCUGACGUGGAGGCCAGGUAUCCUCUCUUUGAAGGGCAAGAGACUGGCAAAAAGGAGACAAUCGAGGAAUGAGAACAAUUUUGACAACUUUUGACCACUUGCACUAAUAAAAAAAAUAACUUAUCAUGUCCACUUUACAAAAAAAAAAAAGCAUUGUGAUCACUCCCAGGGACUGUAUUUUAUCAUCAGUGGCUGCCUGAUUUUACCCCCACAAUUAAAGUUGAAGUUCUCAACAAAC
Molecule: messenger RNA, 1057 nt
Organism: Galeopterus variegatus (Sunda flying lemur)
Lineage: Eukaryota; Metazoa; Chordata; Mammalia; Dermoptera; Cynocephalidae
Product: glycine--tRNA ligase
Exons: 8
Coding region: 1-891 (296 amino acids)
Biological process (GO): mitochondrial glycyl-tRNA aminoacylation
Cellular component (GO): cytoplasm; mitochondrion
Molecular function (GO): ATP binding; glycine-tRNA ligase activity
Source: RefSeq, a predicted model, not a curated record